UGUUAGGGGAGGAGAGGAGAGGACGUCGUGUAUUGCGGAAACAAAACUUAAGGUUCCGACAAACAAAAGCCACCAGACGUGGAAGCAGUUCUCUCUUUCAGAAGAAAAUAAAUCGAAUUUUGGAAAAAAAAUAGUCUGAAAGACAGAAACAACGACAAGGAUGGCCUCUGUUAAACCUUCCUGGUCUGAAGAGAACUUUUCAUGUCCCAUCUGUCUGGAUGAGUUCAGUAGCCCAGUCACCACACCAUGUGGACACAACUUCUGCAGAACCUGCAUUACUAAGUUCUGGGAUGAAAACGUCCAGUGCAAAUGUCCUGUUUGCAACGAGCUUUUCCAUGCAAGACCUGAUCUACGUGUCAAUAUACUCUUAUUAGAGCUGGCAGCUCAGAUUAAAAAGUCUGUACGAGUAAAAGAGCAGCCUUUUGUUGAAUCAGCAGAAGUUCCCUGUGACGUCUGUACUGGGACCAAGCUGAAGGCCGUGAAGUUCUGCCUAGUGUGUUUAACCUCUUACUGCCAAACCCACCUGGAGCCACAUCAGAGAGUCGCAGUCCUGAAGAGACAUCAGCUGGUCGAGCCUAUGGACCGCCUGGAAGAAAGGAUGUGUAAUAAACAUCACCGACUUCUGAAACUCUUCUGCAAGACUGAACAGGAGUGUGUGUGUCAGUCCUGCACAGAGACAGACCACAAGUUCCAUGCUGUUGUACCUCUAAAGGAGGCGUAUGACGUGAAGACGGCCCAGCUGGGGAAGAUAGAGGCUGAAGUUCAGCAGAUGGUCCUGAGCAGAAUACGAAUGAUUCAGGGGAUUAAAGACACAGUAGAAUUUAGCAAAAAAGACGCAGAUAGAGAGAUAGCCGAUGGUGUGCAGGUCUUCACCGCUCUGAAGCGCCACAUUGGAAAGUGCCAGGAUGAUUUCCAUCGAGCGGUUAAAGAGAAACUCAAUUCCACAGAGAAACAAGCUGAAGACUUCAUCAAAGAGCUGGAACAGGAAAUAAAAGACUUGACUAAUAGAAGCUCAGAGGUGAAGCAGCUCUCACACACUAAAGACCACCUCCACUUCCUCCAGGCCUUCAGAUCCCUGAAGAAUACUCCACCCACCAGGGACUGGAAGACGGUGGAGGUCCGUCCUCCUUCAUACGUAGGGACCUUGAGGAGAUGCCUGGAUCAGCUGGAGGAGACACUUAACAUGGAGAUGAAGAAGGUGCCUGACCUGAAACCAGGCAUAAAGAAGUAUGCUUGUGAACUCACGCUGGACCCGAACACAGCCCACAGACAUCUCUCUCUGUCUGAGGAUGACAGAGAGGCGACACAGCUUGGACGCAAUCAAGGGUAUCCUUUUCACCCAGGAAGAUUUGACUACCGUAGACAGGUGUUGUGUAGAGAGGGUCUGACUGGCCGCUGUUACUGGGAGGUAGACUGGGAAGAAAGGGUGGAUAUAGGAGUGACAUACAGGGGAAUCACAAGGAGAGGAAGGGGGGAUGACAGCUUGCUUGGAGAGAACAACAUGUCUUGGUGUCUUCAAUGUAAUGAUAAUAAUGGUGAUGAUUUUUACUCUGCCUACUUCAAUGGUAGUGAAACCAAAAUACCUUUUGCCUCUCACUAUAACAGAGUAGGAGUGUAUCUGGACCGGCCUGCUGGCAUUCUGUCCUUCUACGAAGUGUCCCCAGAUGUAGGAGGGACCUCAGACACACUGACACACAUCCACACCUUCAUGCCUACAUUCACUCAGGACCUCUACCCUGGGUUUAUGUUAUAUGAUUAUGGUUCCACAGUGUCUCUGUGUCAGCUAUAGUCUCUUCCCUCCUUGCUGCAUGGUGGGAUUUUGGUCUCUAUAGAGUGAGUGACUUUCAAACGGUUGUAUCCUUUGUGUCUGUGUCCUUGUCAGUGUGUAAAUACAGCGGGUCUAGGGAGUGUUUUGUGAUCUUUGCAGCCAGCCAGCAAUUGCUGGGCAGCAUUUUUGUUUGGUCACAAUGACAGAGAUGACCAAACUCAGAGGUAGUGGGCCAUGGUAGAGAACAGUCUGUCAAAAACAUGGAAUUGAAAAUUAAAGACUAUUUUUAAAACAAACAAUUGUUUGUUAAGUCAGUAAAGGCCUAAUGGGGGUUAAA
Molecule: messenger RNA, 2105 nt
Organism: Gadus macrocephalus (Pacific cod)
Lineage: Eukaryota; Metazoa; Chordata; Actinopteri; Gadiformes; Gadidae
Product: tripartite motif-containing protein 16-like
Exons: 3
Coding region: 161-1789 (542 amino acids)
Molecular function (GO): zinc ion binding; protein binding
Source: RefSeq, a predicted model, not a curated record